Molecule: messenger RNA, 942 nt
Organism: Recurvomyces mirabilis
Lineage: Eukaryota; Fungi; Ascomycota; Dothideomycetes; Mycosphaerellales; Teratosphaeriaceae
Gene: PHO13
Product: p-nitrophenyl phosphatase
Exons: 2
Coding region: 1-942 (313 amino acids)
Molecular function (GO): alkaline phosphatase activity; phosphoglycolate phosphatase activity
Source: RefSeq, a predicted model, not a curated record
AUGCAAGCCGUUCGCAGCCUCGUCGGCGGCGCAUCAGGUCCCCAAUACCUGACCGGCGACAAGUCCGCCAUCGACGCCUUCAUAGACGAAUUCGACGUCUUCCUCUUCGACUGCGAUGGCGUCCUCUGGUCCGGCGACCACCUCUUCCCCUCCAUCCCCGAAACCAUCAGCAUGCUCCGCGAGCGCAAAAAACAACUCGUCUUCGUCACAAACAACAGCACCAAGUCUCGCGCAGACUACAAGAAGAAAUUUGAUUCAAUGGGGAUCCAGGCGAGCGAGGAAGAAGUCUUCGGUUCGAGCUAUAGUGCUGCCGUCUACAUCUCUCGAAUCCUGAAGUUGCCGGAGCCGAAGAAUAAGGUCUAUGUGCUUGGGGAGAGUGGCGUAGAGCAGGAACUUAAGAGUGAGGGUGUGCCGUUUUGUGGGGGGACGGAUCCGUUGUUGAGGCGGGAGAUGACGCCGGAGGAUUUCAAGCAUGUUUCAGAUGGCUCUCUGCUCGACGAUGACGUGGGUAUUGUGCUCACGGGGCUGGAUUAUCAUCCGAGUUACAUCAAGUACGCACUCGGGCAAGCCUACCUGAGAAGAGGAGCCAAGUUUCUAGCCACGAACAUCGAUUCCACGUUGCCUUCGGCUGGGACACUAUUUCCCGGUGCAGGCAGUAUCAGCGCACCUCUUAUACAAGCCUCCGGGCAAGAACCCCUGGCGUUGGGAAAGCCGAGUCAGGCCAUGAUGGACGCGAUCGAGGGCAAGUUUCAGUUCGACAGGAAGAAGGCUUGUAUGGUUGGUGAUCGGAUGAACACGGAUAUCGAAUUUGGGAUUAAAGGUGGUCUGGGAGGAACACUGUGUGUGCUGACAGGUGUGAGUAAGAAAGAAGAGUUCCUGGCGAGUGGAGCGAAGGUCGUACCGAGUGCUUAUGUGGAUGCGUUGGGAGAUCUGCUCGGAUAG